Molecule: messenger RNA, 1487 nt
Organism: Sphaerodactylus townsendi
Lineage: Eukaryota; Metazoa; Chordata; Lepidosauria; Squamata; Sphaerodactylidae
Exons: 6
Coding region: 199-1245 (348 amino acids)
Biological process (GO): intracellular signal transduction; negative regulation of T cell activation
Cellular component (GO): plasma membrane; membrane raft
Source: RefSeq, a predicted model, not a curated record
GCCUCUGCGCGUUGUCUCGGCAGAUGCCCCGGCCUGCUUGAGAGAAGCAGCUGAACAAAGGAGCUGAAGGCGCCACCUCUAAAGAAGAGAGGGAUGCUGAGCCGAGCUGGAAGACCGUGGGUUUUGCUCCGAGCACGUAGGUGCGUUUCCCUCCUCCGGCUUUCCCAGCUCAUCAACUGCUGAACUUCUAGGGUGGAGAUGAAAGAGAUCUCGUCCUCCACGUGCGCUGCCGUGUUCACACUGGGCAUUUUGGCUUCCCUCUUGGCUCUUUGUACCCGCUGCAGAAGGAAAAAACGGAAACGGGCCCUUGCACAAGACUGGGUGAGGCUGGUUGAUGCAUUUCGUUUAAGACCCCCGGAGCUCAGCGAAUCAGCCGCCGAACCACAGCAGCCCAACGGGGUGAACUCCACGGGGGAAAACCAGAGAUUGGCCAUCAUUACUCUCCCACUAUCAUUGAGAGACGAUGACGGCACCGCGUCUGUCUCCAGUUUCCUCAUCCUUCCUCAAAGACAGCUGCCCCAUAUCCCUUCAGAAGAUCUUUCAGCCACAGAAGAGAUGUACUCCAACCUAUCCUUCCCGAGCCCAACCCAGGAGGUCCUCUAUGAAUCUGUAAUGCUGACGGGUGGAGAAAGGGAUCCUCCAGGGUUUAUAAAAGCGGAGGAGGGCGUCCCUCGAGGCCGAGAGGGCCAGGCAAAUGGGGCUGAGUAUGCCUGUGUGUUGAAAGUGAAGAAGAAGGAGGAGCUGCCCGAGGCAGAGGCUGAGGCUGAGGGCCCUCAAGCGAAGUCCCCACAGAAAUCUCACCUGGCCAAGACAGCGUUGAAUCUGCCAAUGGCGCAGGUAGAAGAAAUGUACUCAGUGGUAUGCAAAGGUGGGAAGAAGAAGAUGUCAGGCUCUGAAGCAGAUGGGGAAGAGAAACCAUGCCACGUUGAAAUGAGCCACGGAGACAGCCCGUGGGCACCUGUCCCUCAGGAACCGGACGCCAAGGCAGAGCCACGAGGUUCUUCGUCCCACUCUUUUGUUCCUGAGCCCUGCUAUGACUCGGUCAGUGAGUCCUGGGCACUCUCCGACCGGAGGGCGGAGGCAGAACCGGCGUACGAGACCAUCGACACUCACUGGAAACAAUCGAGGAGGAAAAGAAAAGCGAAACCAAAGGGGGCAGCAGAGAAUCUGUACGAAAGUAUCGAAAACUUGACCACACGCUUCGAAAUCAAAAUUUGCUCUCCAAGUUUGAAACGUGACUCUUGAUGGAGUCCCCAGCUCUUUUGAACCAGGGGGCAGCUUGUGAAUUCUGACCCAGCGUGGGGGACGUGGCCGCAAAAUGGCUGCCACAGGAGACGAAGCCAAAACAGCUGUCUCCACAUACCUUCUAUGAAAACAAGGGGGCACAGUGUGGACUGCAAACCAGAAAAACCAUAUGCAAUGAUUAAAAAAAACCCACAUCAACAAUUAUCUACUACGUUGUGGAUUGAACAAAUAACAAAGGCCCC